Leptopilina boulardi is the source of this 2249-nucleotide messenger RNA. RefSeq names its product ribosomal RNA processing protein 1 homolog (gene Nnp-1). The transcript is spliced from 7 exons. Bases 99 to 2027 code for a protein of 642 amino acids. The record is from RefSeq and is a predicted model, not a curated record. Lineage: Eukaryota; Metazoa; Arthropoda; Insecta; Hymenoptera; Figitidae. Gene Ontology annotation, biological process: rRNA processing. Gene Ontology annotation, cellular component: preribosome, large subunit precursor; nucleus; preribosome, small subunit precursor.
UAGUUGCGUGUAGCGUUGAUUUUUCUUUGCUUUUGCCACGCGCGUCUGCUCGCUUUGCCAAAAAAUUUGUUUCUUGGCUUGUGCAGAAUAAAAAAAAAAUGGGAAUUAAAAAACCAACGAGAUGCACAACCGUGUCAUCGAAACAAAAGAAAAAGAAGCAAAUUCCAAAAUGCAAUAUGCAACAAAAGGUGAGCAACGUGAAACAAGAAAAAAGUGGCAAAGCACUGAUUAUUGCCCAAGAGAUUAAGUUUGCUAGGUUACUCGCCAGCAAAGACAAAAAGGUGCGCGAUAAAGUGCUUAAAAAUCUGAAAAAAUGGUUAACUGUUCGCGCCCAGAGUUCUUUCGCAUUUACAGAAGCGGAUUUUGUAAGAUUAUGGAAAGGUCUUUAUUAUUGCAUGUGGAUGUCGGAUAAACCUUUAGUUCAAGAAGAACUAGCAGAAUCAAUCAGCAAAAUAGUACAUUGUUUUUCGUCAAUGAAGACUGCGCUACUUUAUGUUAAAUGUACCUUUGAAAGUCUCUCUACUGAAUGGUUUGGUAUCGAUCGAUAUAGAAUCGAUAAAUUCGAAAUGUUGCUGAGGAGGAUUAUUCGACAGACUUUUGAAAUGUGUAAAAAGCAUGAAUGGAACAAAGAACUUAUUGUUGAAUUUGCAAAGAUAUUGCAAGCUUUUUUGGUUGCUACGGAAAAUUCCCUAGGUCUUAAGUUACAAAUAGUUGAAGUGUUCAUGGAAGAACUCGCCAAAGUAAGUAAUGGGCUAAUUAAUGAAGAUAUAGUUACGGAAUUGGUCAGGCCUUUUGCCGUUUACUUAUCUAGCAUUGAUGAUGCUAGGCAAAUGAGACACAUUGUCAAAAAUAUAUUUAGGUAUUUAAUAUUUCAAUCAAAUAUUGGAAUGGAUUAUCUAGAAAAAUUCGAUGCCUGGAGAAAAGCAGGUUUUCCUUGUGGUGUUAUUGAUGUAAUGAAAAAAGUCGAAUUGUCAGAUAGCGAAACAGAUUUAAAUAACAUUAGUCACAGUUCAGAUGAGGAAAUUGCGGCUGGUCCAUCUGAUGGUCCUCUCGAUCCACGAGCAGGAAGAGUCGACGUUGAAAUUCCACAACUUCCAUUUGAUCCACAAGAAAUAACCAAUUUGCUUCUUGAAUACAGGUUUAUUCCUUCAUCAACAACCAAAUCUCGUCGACAAAUAGUACGACUUGCAAAAGAAUUCACUCUUAUGGCAAAUGGAGAAAUGCCUAUUGGUGUCAAGGAAAUUCAAGUUCCUUUGAAGAAGAAAAGCAUCAAUAAAAAAGCAGCGUUAAAUCUUCUUCAAUUCGAGGAAGAAUUGUAUUUGGAUUCAAAUAAAGCAUUGCGAAAACGAAAACGCAAGAACGAUGACGAUGAUGAUGAUGAAGAUGAAGAUGAUGAGGACGAGGAUGAGGAGGAAACUGUUUCGGAAAUUAAAAGUGUCAAUGGAAAGGAUAAAAACUUGACAACCGAAAAAAUUAUCAACAAGAAACACAAAAUGGAAAAUACCGAGGCAUCGAGUUCUAAUGUAAAAUCGAAGAAAAAGGAGAAAGUCACAAAUUCGGACGCAAUUAUUGUGAAUGGAAAACUAAAGAAAAAGAAGCACAAAAAGAAAAAUAAAGUUUCGGAAUUCGGCACUUGUGGUGAUUGGGAUGUUUCCAGUGCAGAACCAGAGGAAUCUUUAAAUUUUGAAGAAAUACAAAGAAAACAAAAUAGCAUUGCACUGUCAGUUUUAACUGAAUCGUUGAAAAAUUCUAAAUUACCAACAUUGAGGCCUGUUCUCACUAAACUCGAGGAUCAAAAUGGCAAAUUGGGCUGUUUCGAUGUAAAGGCAAAUUUUACACCAAAUAAGAAACGAGUGAAAAUAAUGUUGCAAAAAAAUACGGCACAACAUACAUCAGAAUAUUUUCAACAAAUUCGACAAAGUCCAGCGAUUCCUUAUGACGCUAAUCGAAAACCACGAGCGGGUGUUUUAAAACCAAGUCCUCUGCCAAGCCCGAUAAAUCCCUUUUAUAAUAAAAAAAAUCGCUAAAUUUUAUAGGCGAGAAAAAAAGGGAAAAAAGGCAAUUUUAUUCAAGUGGUCAGUGAUAGCAGUGUCAUUUGAACAUCAAUUAUAUUUUUUUUUUAUCCUUUUUAUCUGUGACUAGUUAAUUUGUACAGAAUCUGGUUACAGAUAUAUUCACAUACACAUAUAUAAUUUUAAUGCAUUAAGUCCUGAUGAUCUUUUACUAUAUUCAUUUUCAUAUCAAAUGCG